UCCUUAUUUUCGUUUUCCUUGGGCUUGGGCGUCGCUUCCAUGGUCGCUUCUAUGGGCGCUUUCUGUUUGGAGUGUGAAGCGAGGCUGUGAGCGAGUGUGGAGAUGCAUCGGCCUAUCUGCGACGUUCUUUCGACCUCGACGGACUGCUCGAGAUCGCAAUGAUCUCCGUCGAAAUGAAUUCUUCACGUCAAUUAAGAGCGCCGAUCUACGUUGCUGCGCUGCUGGUGUUUCACGCAGCGGGAGCUUACCGGAGCUAGCCCGACUUGCGUGUUUGACUCAUCGAUUGGCGCGCGGAUGCGAUGAAUCCCACGACGAUCGCUCUGUCUGUUCUCGUCCUAGCCGCGGUUUGCUUGGCAGACUCGGAGCGGCGACGAGAUCGGACGGGCUGCUCUUCCAUGGGGUGUGCCGAAGAGAAACGUGAGCUGUCAGCUGGCGAGAAGGCAUGGCUCUCGGAGCGGCGAGAGGAUCCAACAGACUGCUCUUCCGGCGGGUGCGCCGAAAAGAAACAUGAGCUGUCAGCUGGCGAGAAGGCAUGGCUCUCGGAGCGGCGACAGGAUCCUACAGACUGCUCUUCCGGUGGGUGCGUCGAAGAGAAACGUGAGCUGGCAGAUGGCGAGCAAGGACUGAAUGCACCAAACAGGGAGCAUAACACUGCACGCCAGCCUACAGCAGCGCCUACGCAAGCGCAAUCGCCGGCGCAUGACGACAGCCACGCGCAUGACAGCCACCAGCAGGACAGUAGCAGCCCGCUUCUCAAGGUUAACUUCUGGCUGACCCUGCUCAUAUCGGCGCUGGUGGCCGCGCUACUUUCGUGACCUAUUGUCACUUGUAAUAUAUGUACAGAUGUCGGUAGUAUUUACAAGUAGUAUUGAUCUGUUGUAAUAAAUGACGUCCUACUUAAUCA
Molecule: messenger RNA, 904 nt
Organism: Dermacentor silvarum
Lineage: Eukaryota; Metazoa; Arthropoda; Arachnida; Ixodida; Ixodidae
Exons: 8
Coding region: 300-815 (171 amino acids)
Source: RefSeq, a predicted model, not a curated record